UUCAAAGAGUUUCAUAGUGACGAUGCAGUACCAAGAAAUAACAGGUUUUGUAGAAUCAUCCCAUGUUUCGACAGAUUUAUCACUAAGUUUAGCAUCCUCCGAAAACAAAAGCAAUGAGAGAAACAGAAAGGGGAGAAAGAAAAAGUCAAUGAAAAUGGAGAAUGAUGAGUGGAAGUGUUCAACAUCGCUGGUGCUUUGCGAGAAUCCAUGGAAGAUAAGGAAAGUGUUGACCACGAGCGACACUGGGGGACUCAGCAGGCUCUUGCUGAGGGAAUAUGUGGGGGAGAACUUCAUGCUGCCCGUGCUGGAUGCACAUGCGCACAGAAAGGUCAUAAGUGGAACGGGCAGCUCGGUCAGCGUGUGGGACGUUGACACCAUGUCCAUGCACAACCUCAUUCUCAAGCGUUGGCCUUCUCUCAACAGCUUUGUUCUCGUUGGAAAAUGGAACCGUGACUUUGUUCUCAGAAGAGCCUUGAACACAGGCGAUGAAAUUGGACUGCUCUGGGAUUCCUUCAAACACUGCUUCCUAUUUUCUGUGCUCAAACGCAAUCACUAGUUAUUCUCGAAAAUCCCACGUCAAGAUAAGGCCAAUUCAUAAUUUAUAAGUAAAUAUAAAUCUUGUUUUAGAAGCUGAUUUUUUACAGUUAAGUUAGGUUUAAAGUACACUUCUAUAUACUACUCUUCAACUGUCAUAAUCAUUACUAUUAUCAUCAACCGUAAUGUUUAUAAGGAAUCAUAUGAUUUAGUAAAUAAUAGUCACAGGUAUUGUGAUUGUCAUUAAGAAAAUUUAUGAAACAGAUGCUUAUUGUGAUAGAGGUUAUGAUCUUGGGUGAUAUAUGAAAGUCAACAAAUAAUUUCUAAUGUAGCGCUGGUGUAAACA
Messenger RNA from Vigna angularis (adzuki bean), 880 nucleotides. Its product is annotated as B3 domain-containing protein At2g33720-like. Lineage: Eukaryota; Viridiplantae; Streptophyta; Magnoliopsida; Fabales; Fabaceae. Gene Ontology annotation, molecular function: DNA binding. The coding region runs from base 23 to 556 and encodes 177 amino acids. The transcript has a single exon. The record is from RefSeq and is a predicted model, not a curated record.